This is a messenger RNA of Trichogramma pretiosum, 1075 nucleotides long. Its product is annotated as endochitinase EP3-like. Gene Ontology annotation, biological process: chitin catabolic process; cell wall macromolecule catabolic process. Bases 149 to 811 code for a protein of 220 amino acids. Gene Ontology annotation, molecular function: chitinase activity. NCBI's taxonomy places the organism in Eukaryota, Metazoa, Arthropoda, Insecta, Hymenoptera, Trichogrammatidae. The transcript is spliced from 2 exons. The record is from RefSeq and is a predicted model, not a curated record.
UCCGAAGCGACGCAAUCGGCACACCGGAACCGUAUCGAACAAUUUUUUUUUGCUCGCUCUCGCCGAUCGCGAGGAGGGAAAAAAUUAUCCAUUAGACCGUUACGUCCUUGGAGUAUAGUAGUCGCAGAGAGAUUCACUCGGUGCGAAGAUGCGCAGUGAUUCACGGCGAGCGAUAACGAUCGUCGCUCUCGUGCUGGUGCAGCUGUUGCGCGCGAGCCAGGCGUACGUUUCUCGCGAGGAAUUCGACCGAGCCGUGACGUCGAACGGCUACCGGAAGCCCGCCGAUGAGGUCUACGAGAAUUUCGCCGAGCAGACCAAGGAUUUCAGCCGCGAGGAGGCAGCGAUGCUCAUCGCCCAGCUGAUCCACGAGAGCGGCGGCUUCGUUUACACCGAGGAGAUCGUGUGCACCAAUACCGAUCGCUGCCGCGACGUCUAUCGCGACAACGUCGGCCUGCCCGGCAAGAGCUACCACGGCCGCGGCUACAUACAGCUGACCUGGGCCGCCAACUAUCGGGACGCCUCGAGCGCGAUCGGCAUGGGCGAUCGGCUGCUGCGCGAGCCCGAGCUCGUGGCUAAGGAUCCGAGACUGGCGAUGCUGGUCAGCACCUGGUACUGGCGCGAUCGCGUGAGGCCGCUGCUGAGGCCUCGGCCCGACUGGUUCGGCUCCACUACCAAAGCCAUCAACGGCGCGAUCGAGUGUCAGCCGGGUACGGCCAAUCCAACGGCCAAGAGGAGGUAUCGGCUGUACGAGAAGGUCGCAGACGCGCUCAAGUUGACCAAGAGAGCCAAGGAGAAUGGAUGCAAUGCUUGAAGCUACUUCGAAGAUGUUUUCUUUUUCCAAUGUAAUUUAAAACUUUUUAUCUACUUUUUUGAUAUUAUGAGUACGUCGAUUUCAUGGUUGCUUUUCCUUGAAUAUCUCCUUCUCAAAAAUCCUUGCCUCGAAUUCCAUCGAAACAGUUAAAAUUGAUUUUCGCCUUUUCUCCUCGUGUCUCUUGUUUAGCUUUACACAUCUAUAGCAUCAGAUAAAACGCAGGAGGUGAGUUCUCAUAAUAAAAUACAAAAAAGAAAAAACUCA